AUGCGGCAAGCAUCAACGUCAUUCUUCAGGUCAUCGCCAGAAUACCAACACAUUAACGACCCUCACUCUGAAUCUCACCCCAACAUCGCGCCGACACCCGCCGACACACCUACUAUCCACCAAACCUCAUACCUCUCACCCCGAUCAGACUUUGAUUCUCCCCGACCUGGCAUCCACCCCCUUGAACCCCUGAGUCCAGACUUGCGUGGAUCAUAUGCCUCGGGUGGAAGAGACAAUAGUCGUGUGAACCUACUCAGCUCAGAACCAGCACAUGGACUUGGCCUCUAUCAACCUCCUCCACCACCACCCAAAGACCCAUUAUGGCUCCGCAUCGCAAAGAAUAAAUGGUGCAUGGUCGUCUGUCUUAUCUUCGGCGCAGCUGCAGCCAUUGGUCAUCAUAUUCUUUACUCUCAUCUUCACAACCGAGAAGCUACGAAUCAGCAAUGGUGGUUACGUCUUGGUCAAUUCCUAGCUUUUGUUGCAAAAGCAAGUUUCGUUGUUGCCGUCUUGACAGCGCAUCAGCAAGUUGCCUGGCGAGCCGUCAGUCGGAAAAGCUACACUGUUCAUGCCAUUGACUCACUGUUCGGUGCAGCGCAUAAUGCUUUUGAGUUAUUCAACAGGGAGGCGUGGAAGAAGUCGGCAUUCGCUAUGGUGUUAGCGAUAUAUAUCUGGUUGUCACCUGCUGUUGUCAUUUUUACUUCUGCGACGCUGAACACGGUGACGGACACACGAGGAGAUCACACAUUCUGCCAGGACGUCCGAACUUUGAACUUUAGCAAUGAUGCGAAGAAGAGCUGGGAUGAUGACAAGCGGGCAAGGAAUGAGACGAUGCGAGGGAUCUCAAUCUCUAUGUUCAACGAGGUAAUGAGAGACAGAGAAUCCCCUUACCACUUCGAUUACUGGCUCAAGGCUGCUCCGCCUCUGGACUCGAUUGCUUCCAGGGUUUUGGCUGGAGGACAGCCGGUCCAGCGAGACGAAGUGGCUGAUGAGAUUUGUGGAAAAGGAUGGGAUUGUUCCACGACCAUUUCCUUUGUCGGGCCAGCAUACAAGUGCGAGCAACUCGCCAAAGGAGCCAACUCGACGAUGAAGAGCUUCAAGAACUACACUACGCCUUUCAACCUCACUGAAUUGAUACCAUACGGGAAUGCAAGCUUUUACACCGUCGCGAGCAUUGGAGAAUACAAGGUUGAUCAGAUCGAAGUCGAUGAGAACAACAAACCAGUACCAAAGCCACCAUUUCCCAAGAAUCUAGGCGCCUUCAGAUCGGAGCCGGUACUAUGGAUGGGGUAUGUUGAAGUGGAUAGCAUCGACGAACAGCAUGCCAAGAACCGCAGUAUGAAGAAUUGGUCCUCAGAUUACACGCCUAUCAUAACAGCUUGUGAACAUUGGGAGACGAAUUAUACUGUCAACUUGAACUAUACAGGUGGUCGGCAAUCCUACAAGGUCACAUACCGAGAUUAUCUACGGAAGGUUAUCAACACAACAUACAUCAACGACUCAUCUGAAGAUGGAACUCUGGAUCCACAGUACGCCGAGCCAGAAGAGAACUACGUCUUCCCAAUCAAUUGGCAAUACUACCGUAAGAUAGCAGCAUAUCACUCUCUGGGCAAGAAGAUUCGCGAUCUACUCCAAGGUUCAAUCUUACUACCGGGUCCCAUCGCCCAUUCAUCCAUCACAACCUCAAAGCUGGUCGCUCGACCCGAAACAUUGCCUGUCCCCGACUUCGAAGACGCAGUACAGAAGCUCUACGAGGAUCUGCUCAUCUCUCUCCUCUCGGACCCACUACUUCUAGCAGUGGCAUGGGCAGCUGACCCUAAGGAACUCUCGGGUAGAGGACCAGGUGGACCAGAAACACAAUAUCCCUGUGUUCGUAUGAAGACAGGGAGUUACUUCUAUUACAAUCGGAGUGUUCUUAUUACAGUAUACGUAGCCUCGUUCCUCAUUGGGGUUGUUGGAGUUGCGUACGGUCUUGUGGCUAUGGCGCGGGAUGGUGUGGAUGAGUUAAGAGAGAUUACUUUCUCAUCGAUUGCGAAGACGACCAAGGGGAUCGACUUGGAUCGGGAAGGAGAUACGAGGAGGAGAAUUCGGGCAGUGGAGGAGAGGCCGGGCAGUGGAAUAUUUGAGUUUCGGGUUGAGGAUUAUAGAAGAGGAUAA
Molecule: messenger RNA, 2154 nt
Organism: Fusarium coffeatum
Lineage: Eukaryota; Fungi; Ascomycota; Sordariomycetes; Hypocreales; Nectriaceae
Exons: 1
Coding region: 1-2154 (717 amino acids)
Source: RefSeq, a predicted model, not a curated record